GCGGCAUCUCUGGGACCGACGAUGGCGUCCGCUCCCGGCGCGCUCUGUCCAGAAUUCCAUCCGACCGUGGAGGAGUUUGCGUGCUUUGCCACGUACAUCCGCACUGUUGUCGAGCCGGCGUGCCAACACGUCGGCAUGUGCAAGAUCGUCCCACCGGACGGCUUCUUCGCGCGGACGUACGACGACCUCGAGUUCACGAUCCCGACACCACUGACCCAGCAUGUGGCUGGGAAAAAAGGUGUAUUCCAUGUCGACUUGGUCGCGAGGAAGAGCAUGCAGCUCGAUACGUUCCGUGCACUGGCCGACGCCGCUGCUCCAAAGGAUCUGCAGGAUCCCGCGACAGCGCCGCUGGACGUCCUCGAGCGUAAGUUUUGGAAAGGGCUGCGACCGACCAUGGAUCCGCCGACGUAUGGCGCCGACAUUGUGGGUUCUCUCUUUGGCGACGACCCCGCCAUGUCUUGGAACGUGAACGAUCUCGACUCGAUCUUGCGCACGUGGGUCGACCUACCAGGCAUCACCCAAGCCAUGCUGUACUUUGGCAUGUGGAGUGCCAUGUUUGCGCUGCACACAGAAGACAUGGAGCUGUACAGCAUCAACUACCUGCACACGGGCAAGCCCAAGGUCUGGUACACCGUGCCUCCCCACCAUGCGGCGCGCGUCGAGCGGGUGUGCCAGACGAUGUUUCCGCACGACUAUGUCGCAUGCCACGAGUUUCUCCGCCACAAAACGUCGCUCGUGUCGCCGGCCAAGUUGCACGAAUUCGACGUCCCCUACUACCGAGCGGUACAAGGCCCUGGCGACUUUAUCAUAACGUUUCCACGGGCGUACCACCAAGGCUUCAACACAGGCUUCAACAUCGCCGAGAGCGUCAACUUUGCCACACUGCGAUGGAUCGCCAUGGGACUCGACGCCAAGGUGUGCAAGUGCGCGCCCAACAAUGUGACGCUCGACAUGGACUUGUUCCUGACGCAAUUGUUUACGUCGAGUCGGCCCGGCAGCCGCGCCAUCGCGCCGGACGACUGGGUCCUCAGCUGCCAGUGCCACAAGGUGGCAACGAGCGCCGACGACGUUGUCGAUGUCGACGAGCGCUGGUUUGAAUGCUCGACGUGCUCGAUCUGGUGCCACUUGCGGUGCCGGUAUCCAUCGCUAUGGGAGGCCCAGGACCACACGUUGCCGGCGACGUUGCUCUGCCACCGGUGCGACGUCGCAUCGUGUCCGCCGCGCAAGAAGCACCCUCCGACGACGAUCGAGAUGACUUCCACGAAAGCAAACGAGUCUGGCGGCGGCAACGUGCUUGCCAAGAACGCGAUCGUCCUGAUCGAGUCGAACCGACGCUGCGUGCGGGAGGCCAAGGUGGUUGCGGUCGACGGCAAGUACAUCCGCGUGCACUUUAAAGGCGAGUCAUGUGCGUCGGACGAGUGGAUGCCGUCCAACUCGACCACGAUCGUCGGCAUCGGCCCCAAGACGUCCCCACCACAGAAACAACCCACCGCGCGGCGACGGUCGCGGUCGACCACCCCCCAAAAAGCCAAGCGCCACAGAGUCAUGCCAACAUAGAUACACUAGACGACCCGUUUGCAUCGUUCGUGGCGAACAUGACGGUCUUGGCUGCACGUCGACGCGGCAUGGCUCUCACCCUGGCAUGGCAUCAGCAUCCC
This is a messenger RNA of Aphanomyces invadans, 1658 nucleotides long. RefSeq lists its product as hypothetical. Gene Ontology annotation, molecular function: histone demethylase activity. Lineage: Eukaryota; Oomycota; Saprolegniomycetes; Saprolegniales; Verrucalvaceae. Gene Ontology annotation, cellular component: nucleus. The transcript is spliced from 12 exons. The coding region runs from base 22 to 1557 and encodes 511 amino acids. Gene Ontology annotation, biological process: chromatin remodeling. The record is from RefSeq and is a predicted model, not a curated record.